GACCGGAUAACAACAACACGGUUACGGAUUCGACCACAUCGGUAGCUCCCAAGCGACAUAAAACCGAAACAUUGGAGCUCUUUGGACCGUUAUGUGUGUUAUAGACAUCAGUGUUUUAAACACGCUGUCUGCGUAUAAAGUUAUUCCAUUUCACACUGACGCUGUUAGUCAGCUAGCUGGUUAAAAUAGCCUAGCACUAGGCUAGUCGAUCAUGCGAAUGAACCAACAUCUCAGGACAUGAACUCACUAAAUUACUCCCACUCUGCUGAAGAAGAAGCUCGUGGCCUGAACGUUGUCGUGGCAGAGGAAGAGGAGGAAAAAGAAGCGUUCGGAAUGAAAGAAGAGAAGAAGGCUAUCACAUUGAAAGAAGAAGAAGAAGAAGAAGAAGAAGGUAUUGGAGUAAAUGAGGCGAUGUACGUUACAGGGAAAGAAGUGGAGAAAGAAGAAGACGCCGUUUUUAGAGUGAAGGAGGAGAUUACUGUCACAGUGAAAGGAGAGGAAGAAGAGCAUGUUUUAGUGAAGGAAGAAGAGGAUGUCUUUGGAGUGAAAGAGGAGGAAGAAGCUAUGAGAGUGAAAGAUGAGGGGGAUGAUGAUGAUGAAGAGGAGGGGGAGACUGGAGAUCUGAUUAACACCAAAGAGAGACCAGACUCUCAGUCUGACGGCAGAAAGAGUCCUUUGGGGGAACCAGUCCCAGAGACGCCCAAACCAGCAAGACCACACCACUGCUCCCACUGUGGAAAGAGUUUUUCCCGGUUAUGGGACCGGAAAAUACAUGAGAGAAUACACUCUGGAGUGAAGCCUUACCACUGCUCAGACUGUGGAAAGAGAUUUACCCAGCUAGGGCACCUGAAAGAACAUAAGAGAACACACACUGGUGAGAAGCCCUACCAAUGCUCCCAGUGUGGAAAGAGUUUUAACCAGUUAGGGGCCCUGAAAACGCAUGAGAGAAUACACACAGGAGAAAAGCCCUACCAAUGCUCCCAAUGUGAAAAGAGAUUUACCCAGUUAGGUACCCUGAAAGAGCAUGAAUUAAAACACACAAAGACACAGGAGAAGACAUACCACUGCUCUCAUUGUGGGAAGACAUUUUCCAGGUCAGAGGACCUGAAAUCACAUGAGAGAAUAGCGAGGCUGUGUUCCGACUUGUGUUUUUGACUGAGAUUUUUUUGUUGCCUUUGUUCAUGCUAGAUGCUGUUCAUCACGUUUGCCGCUUGCUGACUGAUAUAUUUUUUUUAAAGAGACAGUUCCUGAAGACAAAUGAAUAAUGUCAGUCAUCAGUAUUUUACAGUUCUUCCAGAGGGGGCGGUAACUGUCAGUGUACUUGACCUCUGAUUCGUCGAGCUUCAUGUCAGUCAUUCCCACUUCGGUCCACGUGUGUGAAAGAAGGUGUGGUUGGUUGCAUUUUUACAAAGGCCCUGAUCUAUUUUCCACUAAUAUGGUCUUAUGAUCACAUCAGAUAUUUUUUUUUCAGAGCUGAUCUAUGUGGUCAAAAGACCAAUUGGUGGAUUUAUUUUUUAUUUUUAGAAUUUAGAAUUUAGAAUUCUGAGUAAGAUUCUGUUAAUAAAUAAUGCCAUCCA
Messenger RNA from Oncorhynchus tshawytscha (Chinook salmon), 1577 nucleotides. Its product is annotated as zinc finger protein 37-like. NCBI's taxonomy places the organism in Eukaryota, Metazoa, Chordata, Actinopteri, Salmoniformes, Salmonidae. Bases 238 to 1155 code for a protein of 305 amino acids. Gene Ontology annotation, biological process: regulation of transcription by RNA polymerase II. Gene Ontology annotation, molecular function: DNA-binding transcription factor activity; RNA polymerase II cis-regulatory region sequence-specific DNA binding. The transcript is spliced from 2 exons. The record is from RefSeq and is a predicted model, not a curated record.